UGGUUUAGUUAAGAAUUGUGUCAGUGCAGAAGGAAAAUGGGUACCUUUGGUUAUUGGGCAGUUAUGAAAGAAUGACCCAAACCGAACAUCAUGUAACUUGCCCACAACAAUUUGAAGACACAAGAGAAAUGAGCUGCUGAGACAGAGGUUCACUCUAGCACAUGCCAGUGCAGUGCACAUGAAUAUGCCAGUGUUUCCUGAUUUUACUGUUAAGAGCAGCUGCUGGAUGGCUAAAAGACAAAAAUGUACAACGUUUACAAGUUAAAGUAACCUCUCUCAAGGUCCUGAAGAAGAGUAAAAGAUGUUCAGCACUGUGUCAUGCUUUUUUUUGCACAGUGUGAAGAAGAAAACUGAUUAUUUCCAAAAACAAUGCCGACAGUACUCAAGAAAACUAAUUUGGAAGUGGAGGCAGGUGAAAUCACAACAUACUUUGACAGCAAGAAUUUUUAGAGAUACUGAAAAUGCAGUUUUCCGAUUAAGGAAGGAUCCAAGAUGUUCCUUCACCCAAGAGGUAUUUCAAUGCCAGCUCUCUCCUGUUCAAAUCAACACGAUCCUCAGAGCCAAUGAAAUGUCAGUCAGGAUCCCAGAAUUUGAUGGUAGAAGUCUCAGUUCUGUGCUUAAAUUUGAGAGCAAUCAGCUCCCAGCAAACUCGCCUACAGAGGACCGAAGGAGUGUAGCCACUUGCAUGCAGACUAAAGGCAUGAUGUUUGGUGUAUUUGAUGGACAUGCUGGUUUUGCUUGUGCACAGGCUGUGAGUGAACGCCUUUUUUAUUACAUUGCAAUGGCUCUUAUGCCUCAAAAAAAUCUGGUGGACAUUGAAUUUGCAAUGGAGCAUAUGAAACCAGUUUUGCCCAUUCUACAAUGGUAUAAACAUUCAAAUGAUUACAUUUACAGGGAAUCUGCAUCUCUUUAUAUAGACCAACUCAGAGUUUUCUGGCAGGAGCUUAUAGACUCUGAUAAUGCUGAGGGAUUGAGUAAAAAGGAUGCACUCUCUCAUGCUUUUAAGAGGCUGGACUCUGAUAUUUCCCUGGAAGCCCAGAUUCCUUUGAACAAUGACCUGAUGAAGAAUACAGCUAUUCAGGUAGCAUUUGCUGGCUCCACUGCCUGUGUAGCUCAUGUGGAAAAUGGCGACUUGCAUAUUGCCAACACAGGCGAUUGCCGAGCAGUACUAGGUGUUCAAAAUGAAGAUGGAAGCUGGUCAUCUUUGCCUUUGACUAAUGACCACAAUGCUUUAAAUGAGGCAGAAUUGUUACGUGUUUUGUCCGAGCAUCCCUUGGAAGAGAAGGACACAGUUAUAGUUGAGAACAGAUUGCUUGGACUUUUGAUGCCUUUUAGAGCCUUUGGGGAUGUCCGCUUUAAAUGGAGCAAGGAACUUCAAAAGAGUAUUUUAGAAAAUGGCUUUGAUUUAGAAUCCCUAAACAUUCAGCAAUAUUCGCCUCCUAAUUAUCAUACACCACCAUAUUUGAAAGUAGAGCCAGAGGUAACUUGCCACAGGUUGAGACCUCAGGAUAAGUUCCUCAUUUUGGCCUCUGAUGGCCUCUGGGAUAUGCUGAGUAACGAGGAGGCAGUUAUGCUGGUGGCAGAGCAUUUAACUGGAAUUCAUGCCAAUGAGCCAGUUUCUACUAGUGAGAAGCAGGUUAGUUUAGGAGAGAUGCAUAGUCUUUUGAUGAAGCGAAGAACAAGAACUGUGUCCCCUUAUGAUACCAAUGUUGCCACUCAUUUAAUCCGCCAUGCCAUUGGCACCAAUGAAUACAAGGAAAUUGAGCAAGAACGAUUAGCUGCCAUGGUAAGCUUGCCUGAUGAUCUGGCCAGGAUGUACAGAGAUGACAUUACUGUAACUGUUGUCUAUUUUAGCUCAGAUUUACUCAGAACACUUUAGUUUUUUUCUCAUAAAAUUAAUAUAGGCUACUGAAUAAUUAAAUAAUUCAUGUUUGUAUUUAUAGUAAACUGCAGAAUACUUCCAUGUGAAAUAAUGUAAUUAUGGUGCUCUAAGAGAUUUUGCUGCCCGUUAGUUGACAUGCCAUCAGGUACAAAAUGAAAAGGGGGCCAGAAAAACCUCAAAACAACAUAAGUAACACUUUUAUAGCAGACAUCUGAUUAGAUAUUUUGAUUUUAAUGUAAAACAAUAUCAAACAAAAGAGGACUUUAUUCUCAAAAUGAAAAUAAACUUAUUUUGUGAAUAAACAAAACCUUCUGACAAAAGAAAAAAGCAAAAGAAGUGAAAAAUAAGAGUAAUCUUCAUAUGUAGAUGUCCUUGGGUCUUACAAGCGAGCUCCUGUAUUUUCCAAGUGUCACAGUGUAGAAAAAAAACUGUCCUAACUGGUUAAAAAUCUUUUAGGAGUACGAAUAGUAGCAUUUUAUGAGCUUUUCUUAUUUAGGAAAUUACUCCUAACUACAAAGAAAAUGUGAAAUAACAAAAGAGAAUUAGGCAUUUAAACCUACAGCAAAAACAGAAAUAUUUGUAAAUGUUGUGUGAAUGUCAAAGUCAUACUGCUGUGCUUUCUGAAUCCAGAAUAAGAGAAGAGAAAAAAAUACC
Messenger RNA from Polypterus senegalus (gray bichir), 2536 nucleotides. It is a transcript of the gene pdp2, whose product is annotated as putative pyruvate dehydrogenase phosphatase isoenzyme 2. Gene Ontology annotation, molecular function: cation binding; protein serine/threonine phosphatase activity. The coding region runs from base 302 to 1879 and encodes 525 amino acids. The transcript is spliced from 3 exons. The record is from RefSeq and is a predicted model, not a curated record. Lineage: Eukaryota; Metazoa; Chordata; Cladistia; Polypteriformes; Polypteridae. Gene Ontology annotation, biological process: protein dephosphorylation.